This is a messenger RNA of Benincasa hispida (wax gourd), 3453 nucleotides long. RefSeq lists its product as uncharacterized. The record is from RefSeq and is a predicted model, not a curated record. Gene Ontology annotation, biological process: protein phosphorylation. Gene Ontology annotation, molecular function: protein kinase activity; ATP binding; protein binding. NCBI's taxonomy places the organism in Eukaryota, Viridiplantae, Streptophyta, Magnoliopsida, Cucurbitales, Cucurbitaceae.
UCCAUGGCCUACCAAUUGCAAAUAUAAAACGGAUAGAUCAAGGUACGGUAGUUCAUCACAAACAUCUUGCAUAAUUUCGCAGCAGGAUGGGGUACAAUUUUUGCAACACCAAGAGGAAAAUUCUCAAUAAUAUCUUUUUGUUGUCCCUGGUCUUGACUUUUGCAAGUAUACUUUCUUCUGCAGAUGAAUCAGAUCGUUUUGCUCUGCUUGACUUGAAAGACAGAGUACUCAAUGAUCCAUUAAAAAUCACGAGUUCUUGGAACGAUUCCACGCAUUUCUGUGAUUGGAUUGGUGUUAUUUGCAAUUCCACCAAUAGAAGAGUAGUGGGUCUAGACUUGGAAGCUCGAAAUCUAACUGGUUCGUUGCCGUCUUCUUUGGGAAAUCUUACGUAUCUUGUUGAAGUUAGAUUGGGAGACAAUAACUUCCAUGGCAGAAUUCCCCAGGAGUUUGGUCUGCUACUACAAUUGCGUUAUCUCAAUUUGUCCCACAAUAAUUUUGGUGGUGAGAUUCCGACGAAUAUAAGUCAUUGCACACAACUUGUUGUUUUGGCGAUGAAUAGUAAUGGGCUUGUAGGCCAGAUUCCACACCAAUUGUUUACAUUAACCAAGUUGAGUCAACUUCGUUUCGAUCUUAACAAUUUGACUGGACUGAUUCCAUCUUGGACGGGGAACUUCUCCUCCCUACUUCAUUUGGAUUUUAAGCAGAACAAUUUUGAAGGAAAUAUUCCUAGUGAAUUAGGGCGUCUAUCAAGAUUGAAAUUCUUCUCAGUUGCUUUGAACUAUUUGACAGGUACGGUGCCGCUUUCAAUCUAUAAUAUAACUUCUCUGACUUACAUGACUGUUGCUGCGAACAAACUCCAGGGAACUCUGCCACCAAACAUUGGAAUUACUCUUCCAAAUAUCCAACGUUUUCUCGGUGGUCACAAUUAUUUUAGAGGGCCAAUUCCCAAGUCCUUUGUCAAUGCUUCCGAUCUUCGGAUGUUAGAUAUUGCUGAAAACAACUUGACUGGAACGAUACCUGAUGGUUUAGGGAGCCUAAAAAACUUGGAGAUACUCAAUUUUCCUUCCAACAAUCUUGGAAAUGGAAAGGUUGGUGACUUGGAUUUCAUCAAUUCCUUGGCUAAUUCAAAUGGUAGUCGUCUAUGGUAUCUAGGUCUAGGUAGGAAUCGUUUUGGAGGAGCAUUGCCUCCAUCUAUUGGGAACCUUUCAAAUCUCAUAACGUUAUACAUAGGUCAAAAUAUGUUAACUGGAAGCAUUCCUGAUGAGAUUGGAAACCUCAUUAACUUGCAAGUUCUUAUUAUGGAAUAUAACCAUCUGAAUGGUAGAAUCCCUCCCAAUAUUGGGAAGCUUCAGAAGUUAGCGAUGGUGUACUUGGGUCAGAACGACCUAACUGGGCCAAUUCCAUCAUCCCUCGGUAACUUAUCUUCAACCAUCAAGCUUUACUUAUUCCAUAACAGACUUGAGGGAAGUAUACCACCAAGUUUAGGACGAUGUAGGAGUCUUCAAGCUCUAGACCUAUCUGGUAACAACCUAACUGGCUCUAUACCCAAGGAAAUUUUUGGCAUCUCUUCCCUUACCAUUUAUUUAGACUUGAGUCGUAACUCACUUACUGGUCCAUUGCCAUCUGAAGUGGGCGAGUUAGUUAAUUUGGCUGAACUAGGUGUAUCAAUGAACAAACUAUCUGGUAAUAUUCCCAACAAUCUUGAUAAAUGUAUUAGCAUACAAAGCUUGUAUUUUCAAGGCAAUCAAUUUACGGGAAUUAUUCCUCCAUCUUUGGAAGCUUUGAAAGGUCUACAAAAUUUAGAUCUCUCAAGUAACAACUUGUCUGGGCCAAUUCCCCAGUUUCUUGGCAAGCUUCUCUCACUCAACUAUCUCAAUCUUUCAUAUAAUAACUUUGAGGGGAAAGUGCCUAGUGUAGGAGUAUUUUCUAAUUCAACCAUGAUUUCCAUCAUUGGGAAUAAGAAUUUAUGUGAUGGUUUACCAGAAUUACAUUUACCUCCAUGCAAAUAUGACGAAACACGUUUGCCGAAGAAGCGGUUUGCAGUAUCAAAGGUGUUAAUUAUCAUAGUACCAAGCGUCACACUCAUAGCUGUUUUGGUGAGCAUCUUUUUUGUGUGUUUUAUGCUUAAGAAGUCGAAGAAGAAUUCUUCAACUUCAUCUUCUGCAAAAGAGCUUCUACCACAAAUUUCUUACUUGGAACUCAGUAGAUCAACCAACAGAUUUUCUACAGAUAAUUUGAUUGGCUCAGGUAGUUUUGGCUAUGUGUAUAAAGGUGUUCUUCCAAAUGAUGGAUCUAUAGUUGCCAUUAAGGUUUUAAAUCUCCAACAACAAGGUGCUUCCAAGAGUUUUGUUGAUGAGUGCAAUGCCCUCUCAAACAUACGACAUCGAAAUCUGCUUAAGAUCAUUACUUCUUGCUCAAGUAUUGAUGUACAAGGCAAUGAAUUCAAAGCUCUGGUCUUCAAUUUCAUGUCUAAUGGGAAUCUUGAUGGUUGGCUUCAUCCUGAUCAAGGGAACAAUCGAAGGAGGUUGAGUUUCAUCCAGAGAUUGAAUAUUGCUAUUGAUAUUGCAAGUGGAUUGGACUAUCUCCACAAUCAUUGUGAAACUCCAAUCGUUCAUUGUGAUCUAAAGCCUAGCAAUAUAUUGCUCGACGACAAUAUGGUAGCUCAUGUAGGAGACUUUGGAAUCGCUAGAUUCAUGUUGGAAGGAUCAGAUGAUCAAAUACCUUUCAGUCAAACCAUGUCACUUGCACUAAAAGGUUCUAUAGGGUAUAUCCCUCCAGAGUAUGGCAUUGGCAAUAGAAUUUCUAUCGAAGGAGAUAUCUUCAGCUAUGGGAUAUUAUUAAUAGAGAUGAUCACUGGAAAAAGACCUACUAAUGACAUGUUUAGCAAUGGUAUGGAUAUUCAUUUGUUCACUACAAUGGCACUACGUCAAGAUGCUUGGGGGAUAAUUGACCCAUACAUACUAUUUGAAGAAAUACAUCGAGAAGAAGGUACUGGAGAGGAAAUACAAGAAAUAGCAAAAUUGAGCAAGGAACAUCGUAGAAAAAUCAUGCCAAGAUGGAUGGAAGAAUGUUUAAUCUCGAUAAUGAAAAUUGGAUUGUCAUGCUCGAUGAGGACACCUAGUGAGAGAACGUUGUCAAUGAAUGUUGUUGUUAACGAAUUGCUAGCAAUUAAAAGGUCCUGCGUCAAGCGGAGGUUUCAUAGGCAUUUCUUUCCCCAAGCUUAAGAAGCAAAUGAUUGUAUUUGGCCACAAGUGAUAAAGAGUUUUGUUAGAAAAUCCCCUUUCAAUGUUUCUCAAAUAUAGUAAUAAGACCCUUGCCUUGUUUUGUUCUUAGAUUAAUUAGAUUACUUUUCAGAAUCCCAGCCAUUCUGAUGUGUCUAGCAAAUUUUACCAAACGCAAAUCUAUGUUAAAAUGCACGGUUUAAAGUUUAAUGCUAUGAAUGUUUUGCUUGUA